Messenger RNA from Physella acuta, 1996 nucleotides. RefSeq names its product neuronal acetylcholine receptor subunit alpha-10. NCBI's taxonomy places the organism in Eukaryota, Metazoa, Mollusca, Gastropoda, Physidae. Gene Ontology annotation, cellular component: postsynaptic membrane. Gene Ontology annotation, biological process: monoatomic ion transmembrane transport. Gene Ontology annotation, molecular function: transmembrane signaling receptor activity; acetylcholine-gated monoatomic cation-selective channel activity. The record is from RefSeq and is a predicted model, not a curated record.
AUGGAGUCGCUUCUGUGCCGUCUGCUGGCGGGUCUCCUGUUUCUAACGACCGGGACCCCCACCUGCUCGUCUGCUAACGUGAAAACGGACGAGACCCGCCUGAUUGAUAACAUAAUGCACAACUACAACCCCGCAGCCAGGCCCGUGUACAACGCCUCCCACACAGUCGUGGUCAAGUUCGGCAUAACCUUGACCCAAAUCUCAGACAUGGACGAGGUGAACCAGGUGCUGACAAUAAAUGUUUGGCUGGAGCAGGAGUGGACUGAUGAGCGCUUGACUUGGGACCCAGAAGACUACAAUAAUCUGAAGAUCCUGAGGAUUCCGUGUGAGAAGCUCUGGCUGCCUGACAUAGUACUAUACAACAGCGCUGACGACUACACCACCGGCUACAUGAACAGCAAGGCGAUGGUCAGCUACGACGGCAACGUCUUCUGGCCACCACCAGCCAAGUUCCGCAGCUCCUGCAAGAUCGACAUCACCUACUUCCCGUUUGAUGACCAAACCUGCGAGCUCAAAUUUGGUUCCUGGACCUACGAUGGGUUCCAGGUCAACAUCACCAACAGAACAUCGAAGGUGGACCUAGCGAACUACGUAUUCAGUGGCGAGUGGGAACUGAUCGACGUCCGGAUCCGCCGUACCGAGAUGAAGUACGCAUGUUGUAUAGAGCCGUACCCGGAUGUCCGGUUCACCAUCGUCAUACGACGCAAAACUCUCUAUUAUUUAUUCAACAUUAUAUUUCCUUGUCUAUGGCUUACAAUACUGAGUUUACUAGGAUUCUGGCUGCCCCCAGAUUCAGGGGAGAAAAUCACACUUGGGAUUACCGUUCUUUUGGCCUUUUCUGUCUUCAUGCUAUUGAUAGCAGAGAGUAUGCCGGCCACUUCAGAGUUCGUUCCCCUUAUUGGUAUUUACUUGACAGUGACGAUGGGAAUGACGUCACUAUCCAUCAUCCUGACAGUGUUUGUUCUACAGCUGCACCACGUCGGUCCACACAAAAGGCGAGUCCCGGGCUGGCUGCGGUCUCUCGUCUUCGGCGUCAUCGCCCGUCUCGUCUGCAUGUGCCAGGCGUCUCAGACGUUCAAAACGCAAGAACACGCAAAAAUCACCGCCAGCCACACGGUACAGAUCGUCGAGCCCUCUCACGAUGUUUCCGCUUCCGGCGGUGAGUCCAGCGUGUCGGAAAGACGUUCUUACCGCCCCGGUGGAGGUGGUGGUGGUGGUGGUGGUAUGUGCACAGCGCGGAACUGUAACGGCGAGGUGUUGCUCCAACGUAGCAGUGGUAACGGGGACAGGGUAGCCCCAACGAGUAGCGAACUCAACCUUCAAACUAUGGGGUACCAGCAAGCGCAGUGCUCGGAGUACGGGUUCCCUCAAGGAACUUACGAGAUGCCUUCAUCUUUCUCCAACAACUUCAGGUCCAGCUUAAGGUCGAGCUUCAGAAGAGACAAUCGCUUCCGCGGCUCGUUUAGAGCUGGGUUUCCUGUAUCUGUGAACUACAACAUCGACAACGGACAGUCCAUGUACCAAAACGACCAGGAGUUUGACAAAUACCAGGAGCUGGUGUCUGAGUGGCAGUUUGUAGCCCACGUCAUGGACAGGCUGCUGUUCUGGUUGUUUCUCUUUGUUGCUGUUGUUUCAUCCUUGGCGAUUCUUGUCAUCAAACCGCUAAUGAAACCCCCUGCUGUAUAGUUUCUUCCAGAAUGUUCCAUUCUACUUCACUGCAUUCUUACAUCUUUACGUUUGUGGUCUUUCAUUUUCUUCAUCUCAUAUUGUGUUUAUCGCGAAAUUCUAUUCACAUGUUGGUUUUAUUCACCUAAAACAGUGGCGCCUCUAGGUGGGGCGACGCCCUAAGUUGGGAUUACACCACCUAGUAACGCCACUUAGUGAAAUAUUAUUAUGUCGGAGUCUUUUAUUUUAGGAAUAAUACAAAGAAACGGAAUGUAUGUCCAAUUUUAUUUUAUGUAGUAAGUUAUUUGCGUUAAAUGAAAAUGUGCGUAUU